Messenger RNA from Trichoderma gamsii, 1191 nucleotides. RefSeq lists its product as hypothetical. The transcript is spliced from 5 exons. NCBI's taxonomy places the organism in Eukaryota, Fungi, Ascomycota, Sordariomycetes, Hypocreales, Hypocreaceae. Bases 1 to 1191 code for a protein of 396 amino acids. The record is from RefSeq and is a predicted model, not a curated record.
AUGGAUCUCAACGGCCCUGCCAUUCCGGCACCUCCUGGCGAGGUCUCGAUAUUGGACAAUCCUCCGAAUAGCAACGGACUUGCUUUGGGCGUCCAGAUAUUCACUUGCGUGGUCGCGACGCUAUGCUUUGCCCUUCGAAUUUACGGCCGAGUCCUUUUGGUGAAGAAAUUCCAGGCAGAAGAAAUUUUGGCUAUACUGGCUUAUGGUUGCUAUUGGGGCGCUAUUAUCCCGACGCUUGAGAUGCUCAAGUAUCCUGGUUACCUUGUUCACGCAUGGAAUGUCCGGCUCAAAGAUGUCAUUCCAACGACCUACAAAACUGAUAUGCCGCACAUGCAGUGGGUGUUCAUUUUCGGUGUCUUUUACUCCCUCGUCCUUCCGCUGCUAAAAGUAGCCAUCAUGAUUGAAUGGGUUCGAUUGUUUGUUCCCAGUUCAAAAACCAAAAGCUUUUUCUUUUGGGGGGCCGCUGUGAUUUCGGUCAUUCAGGUUGGGGCUGGUAUCGCCAUCAUCAUUUCUCUCAACCUCCAGUGCACUCCGCAUCAGCGCAUCUGGGAUUUUACAGUCCCUGGUACAUGCUGGAAUCUGUAUACGCUGCAAGUCAUUUCUGCAAGCAUUCAGCUUGCAUCUGAUAUUGCCAUGUUCUGUCUGCCACAGCAAAUUAUCUGGACCCUGCAGAUGACGUGGCAGAAGAGACUUGGCGUUGCUGCCAUUUUUGGCAUGGGUGUGCUUGCUAUCGUUGCAGCAUCUUUCCGAGUCGACGUGACAGUGAAGCACGGUAACUCCCCCGACUCCAUCUACACGCUUGGCCCGAUCGUGUUCUGGGCCUCGGCCGAAAUGACAUGCGGAUUUUUUAUUCUCUGCGUGCCUUGCAUUCCCAAGAUUAUUCAAGAAGCGGGCAUUAUCCCUGCCAUCAAGAAGGGAACAGGCAUGCUACACUCUGGCGGCAGAUCCAACCAAGUUUCAAGCGGUUAUGGUCGCGGCGGUGGUACCACUAAGACGUCCGUGUCCGCAAACAAGGAUUAUUAUCAGCUAGAGGAGGAGGGAAUGAACAUGAAGAACCUAUCAGAGUCGACGGAGCAUUUGCACCAUGGCUCACACGCCCCUGCCAUCACUCGUACCACGCGUGUGACAGUAACCAACGACAGCCGCUCUGUCAGUGAUUCUGACAGCAAGAACGAUGGUUGGGGUCAUUAG